This is a messenger RNA of Didymodactylos carnosus, 1503 nucleotides long. Lineage: Eukaryota; Metazoa; Rotifera; Eurotatoria; Philodinida; Philodinidae. The record is from the annotation of a GenBank genome assembly.
AUGAGUAUGGUGAACAAUGUCGAUGAAUCGAGUUCAGGAAACGAAAUUUCACAUAUAGAUGAACAUGAUAACAGUAGAGUUGUUCUAAUAGAAGACAAUAAUAGCUCAACAUCAAUUUACGCUGAUUUAUCAAGAGAUUUACGCCGUUCCUCUUACUCUCGUCGAACAAUGUCUCGACAACAAGUUCGUUCAGCACCCUAUUCGAGACGGCAACGUCAGAAUUCACCAAUGCACAAUUUAAAUCCUGUCACGGCUUCUCAGGCUGUUAGUAAUUUAUUUCGUACCUCAUCAUCAUCCAUACCGAUAGUACUGCCUGAAGCGAUAGUAGAUGAUGAAAGUUUUAUUGAUUCAUUUAUAAGUACAGAACCUGUUCAGCCACUGUUUGAUUUAAUUGAUACCCAAUAUCGGUAUGAAAAUAUGUUGAAUAAUAGUAACCAGCAUAUGUUCGAUUAUAAUUACACAUUACAAACAUCUUCACCAAGUGGACAACAUAGAACAACAUCAACCUUCGAACAACCAUCGAAUUUAACUCCAAUCAAUUUAAGUACUUCGAGAACACAAGAUAAUCAGUUAGAAUCGAGAUUUUAUUUGAAUCAUGUAUUUCAUUCUGAUGUCAACAACGGUGGAAAUUCAGUUGAUACAUUAUCAACAGUUGAUUUCAAUAACCAGUCUCUAGAAUUACUUGAAACACCAACGGGCACAUUAGAUUUUGAGCAAGAUUUCGCUCAAGAUUCGUAUUAUUCGUAUCUUUCAACUCAUCCACCAUUGCUUCUUGCUAGUCCAACAACAACACCAGAAAAUGCGGAUACAACUACAGAUGAUCAAUCAACAGCACGAUCGUUCAGAUCACGUUAUCGACCAAAUAAUCCAACACGUGUAUUAUCUCCUAGUAUAAUAAAUAGUCAAACAGCGUCACCACAACUAUAUGAAACAUCUCAAACUCAUGUACAUACAUCAGUGAGUCAUCCAACAUCAUUAACAACACCAUUGGACGAACUAAUCGACGAAGAUCCUGAUGAUAAUUUGAGUGUGGAAAUUAUUUUUGAAACAGUUGUUGCACAACAAGAAUCAUUAGUUAAUAACAGUCAUACUAUUGCGAAUAAUCAGUCAGCGUUUGUAACGCCACCACCAAGACCCCCAUCAGCAACAACAAAUCGAAGAAGACAAAGACCAGCCAUAAUACCAACGACAAUUCUGACCAAUCGAGGUCUUCGACUUUCGGAUAUACUAUCGAUACCAGUGAAAUUAUACAAUACAAUUAAAACGACACAAAUAGAUAAUGUAAUAUCUGCACAAUGUUAUAUUUCAACAGCACCAAUAAUCAAUUCCACAACGCCACGACGAAGACGUCAAAGAACAAGAAGAAGUACGAACAUACCAACGUCAUCAACAAAUAAUCGAUCAACAACGGAACAAACUGUUGUACCACCAUCGAUGUCAAACAAUUUAACUGCUGUUACAAAUUCAUCCACAAACGAAACCUUACGUCCUCAAGCUAUGUAG